Messenger RNA from Ylistrum balloti, 2010 nucleotides. RefSeq names its product cell division cycle protein 27 homolog. Lineage: Eukaryota; Metazoa; Mollusca; Bivalvia; Pectinida; Pectinidae. Gene Ontology annotation, molecular function: protein binding. The record is from RefSeq and is a predicted model, not a curated record. Gene Ontology annotation, biological process: cell division. Bases 1 to 2010 code for a protein of 669 amino acids. The transcript is spliced from 19 exons.
AUGGCGGCAAUGUUGUUACAAGAACCAGUGAUACAGACUGCUAUAUGGGAUGCGUUAAAUAACUACUGUUACAAAGAUGCAACCUUCUUGGCGGAGAGACUUGUGGCUGAGGUCAAGACAUCGGAUGAAGCCCUGUUUUUACUUGCCACCUGUUACUACAGAAUGGGAAAGUCAGUACAGGCGUACAUGUUAUUACAGAAGAGAGGAUGUCCAACUCCCCAGUGUAAAUACCUCCUAGCCCGGUGCUGUGUAGACCUCAACAAAUUACCUGAGGCAGAAGAGGUGUUAGUUGGUAAUAUAUUCCAAAGUAAAACCAAAUCCUGUGAUGAAUUAGAGGCAGAGUUCAGUGGAAUAGCUUGUCAUGUGUUCUCCUUAUUAGGGCAUGUUUACAGUAAAACUGAACGACAACAGAAAGCUAUAGAAUGCUUCAAGAAAAGUCUCAAACUAAAUCCCCUCAUGUGGUCAUCCUUUGAACAGCUGUGUGAAUUAGGUGAUAAGACUGAACCAUGUCAAGUGUUUAAGGCGCCACCUCACUCCCAGAUCACACCAGUACCUCAGAUGGUUAAACACAUGUGUAGUCCUAACUGGGGACGUCUCGACAUGAUGGAGUUCCUAAAAACACCAGAUACUCUUCAGCAACACACGCUCUGCGAGUCCAAAAGUCAGACGCCGUUCCAGGGUCAAGGAACACCAUUUACACCAAGUUUUGCAAACCUUGACUCUCCGUCUCAACUUAUGUUUGUCACUCCAUCACCAGCACUGACGGAUAGUAACACUCUGGAGAGUCGUGCACCAAGUAAAAAGCCUGUGACGCGAAGAAGUCAGCAAACAGGAAUACAGAACAAUCCUCCUGCAGCACGGAAACGGACAGUGAAGGAGAACAAAAGUCCAAGAGGAACAGGAAGAAAUCCAAAGAAAAAUAUAGGUCUUGGCCUCGGUAAAACAGAUCUGACAAGUGACACAGGUACCAAACCUCUACAGUCUGACGCGCCAUCACAAACACAGAUUCUUCAUAUACAACAUCAGUCGCUGUGUGGAAUGCUGAACCUCCUACAGAGUAUGGGGCGAGCCUAUCAGGCGUUAAGUCAGUAUGAUUGUAGGAAGGCCAUAGAGUACUUUCAGGACCUUCCGCUUCACCACUACAAUACUGGUUAUGUCCUAUGUAAAGUGGGGCGUGCCUAUUUUGAGCUUGCCCAGUAUCAGAAGGCUGAACGAGUUUUUUCUGAGGUGCGGUCACUAGAACCCUAUCAUUUAGAUGGCCUUGAAAUACACAGUACUACCUUAUGGCAUUUACAGAAGGAUGUAGAGUUAUCUACUCUUGCUCAGGAACUCUCCGACAUGGAUAAAUCUGCUCCACAGGCCUGGUGUGCCAUGGGGAAUUGUUUCAGUCUACAGCGGGAACAUGACACUGCCAUAAAGUUCUUCCAACGAGCGAUACAGGUUGAUCCUAGCUUCGCCUAUGCCUACACUUUACUUGGCCACGAGUAUGUGUUCACAGAGGAACUUGAUAAAGCCAUGUCAUGUUUCAGAAAUGCAAUAAGAGUCAAUUCUCGUCACUACAAUGCAUGGUACGGCGUUGGUAUGAUCUAUUUCAAACAAGAGAAGUUCACACUUGCUGAGGUUCACUACCGGAAAGCUCUCCUGAUCAACCCACAAAGUCCUGCUCUCCUCUGUCAUAUAGGAGUGGUGCAGCAUUCUCAGCAGAAAUCAGAGAGUGCCCUGGUGACACUAAAUAAAGCCAUAGAAACCGACCCUAGCAAUCCACUCUGUAAAUUCCAUCGGGCAUCUAUCUUAUUUGCCAGUGAAAGACACAAAGAAGCUCUUCAAGAACUAGAGGAGCUGAAACAAAUUGUUCCAAAAGAAUCUCUUGUGUAUUUCUUAAUAGGCAAGGUACACAAGAAAUUAGGUAACUCUGAUUUAGCAUUAAUGAAUUUUUCCUGGGCCAUGGACUUCCUCAUGAAACAGCCAAAAGACAUGGACUUGGAUUUUAUCUUCUUUCACCAAUGUUGA